Messenger RNA from Serendipita indica DSM 11827, 819 nucleotides. The record is from the annotation of a GenBank genome assembly. Lineage: Eukaryota; Fungi; Basidiomycota; Agaricomycetes; Sebacinales; Serendipitaceae.
AUGUCGACCGACAUUGUCGCCGAGAUUAACAAAAUACCGCCAGUCACAAGAGUUAUUAUUGUUUCGUCCUGUCUCAUUGCACUCCCCAUAUUCUUUCAUCUUGCAAGCCCGCUCUGGUAUCAUCUCGACUAUGGCAGAGUCACCGCAGCUCUCCAGAUAUAUCGCUUGUACACUUGCCUUCUCGUUCCAUCGCCCCGCACAAGUCCGUUUUCAUGGCUAUUCAGCACAAUCAUGCUUUUUCAACACUUGAAGCGUAUAGAGGAAAAGGACUACCACCGGCGAUUACCAGACAUGGUCUGGCAGUUUGCUCUAUCGUCAGUAGCAAUAUUCUUGCUUGCCCAGCCGCUGGAUUGGGCAUUCUUUCAAGGCUCAUUUAUCUGCUUUGUCGUUUACCUAUCCUCUCGGUUAUCACCCAACGAAAAGGUUUCCCUCAUGGGACUGCUCCACAUCGAUGUUAAAUACUUUCCGUACGUCUUGGUUGCGUUCGAGACCAUGUCCUCUCCACGCAGCGGCUGCGUCGCAAUGGCCGGGCUCAUUGUCGCCCAAGUAUUGCUAAUGAUCGAAUACGACCUUCCGCUAGAUAACAACACGCUCAUGCAGCCACGUCUCAAACCAAAGUCUUGGCUCAGGGCGCCUGGUUGGCUCUGCAACCUCCUUCUCAAACCAGAGCCCCGCCAACGAGUCGUCACCGAGCAAAGAGUCUAUGGUAGCGCAACUGCUCCAUCUGGGCGAGGUGUUGGUGACGGUGGAAGAGGUGCAAACGCUACAACGUCGUCUGGCUACAACUGGGGACGGGGCAAUCGCCUUGGUGAAUCAUAA